Molecule: messenger RNA, 1074 nt
Organism: Symbiodinium natans
Lineage: Eukaryota; Dinophyceae; Suessiales; Symbiodiniaceae
Source: the annotation of a GenBank genome assembly
AUGUUCCAGUAUCAGUUCCUCAACUUCUCGGCCAUCUCUUGGUACCUGCGGCGCCUGUACCUUUCGGAGGACUACCUCCCACGCCGCGCCUUCUGCGCCUUUGGGGCAGCUGGAACCUGGAUCGAGAUGUUGGCCGGACUAGGGAUGGUCCUGGGAGCGCUCCCGGGAUCGGCGGAGGGCUUCGUGCUGCUGGCCCUGGCCAUGCACGUCUUCAUCUUCUUCUUCGGGAUGGGACCCUACCGCUGGAAUGUGAUGACCAUGUACAUGCUGGUCUGCUCCACGAAGCUCUGCCGAGAGCGGGGCCUCUCUGGCCGGUCCCUGUGGAGUGACCCUGCCAGCUCCGGGCUCUACGUGGCCAUCUUCGGUGUCUUCAUCCCCUUCAUCGGAACUCUGGACCCUCAGACGCUGGGCCGAUACUUUGGGGGCUACCGCAUGGCCACCUUUCACUUCGCAGGCAACGAGACGUACCGAGCACUUCUGAUCGACAAAGCAGCGAUCCCGGCUUCGGAACGGACGUCGCUACCCAUAAGGCGAGACAGGGCCCGGGGCUACGAGCGCCUGACGCAGGACGAGGACCUCUUCACGGCCCUUCUCUACGCCGAUGGGCUCGACGUGGAGGGCGCCCUGAGGCGGAGCUUCCAGGCGCCCUCGGGCCUGACGGACUUCGAGGAGUUCGACCGGAAGUACAUGUUCGUGCCCAUCACGUGGCUGAACUGCCGCGGGCCGUUGCUCAACACCAAGUGGGACGAGAGCCUCCCUGUCACGGAGCGUUUUGUGGAGCUGGUCUGCGAGACGCUCGCGGCUUCAGAGGAGCCGCAGCUGGCGAAAGGGACUGCCCUGCAGUUCGUGGCGCACGUGGUCCCCUGGCUCGGCGGCCGCACGAAGCGCCUGGAGCUCUUCGACCUGACGGCCUCCAAGUGGUCGACCGGCCGAUGCGUGGAGACGCCUGGGCUGCUUAAGGUUUGGGGUUUGGGGUUUGGGGUUUGGGGUUUGGGGUUUGGGGUUUGGGGUUUGGGGUUUGGGGUUUGGGGUUUGGGGUUUGGGGUUUGGGGCUUAGGGAAGUUCAGGGUUUAG